This is a messenger RNA of Labrus mixtus (cuckoo wrasse), 1000 nucleotides long. RefSeq lists its product as uncharacterized. The coding region runs from base 151 to 831 and encodes 226 amino acids. The record is from RefSeq and is a predicted model, not a curated record. The transcript is spliced from 6 exons. NCBI's taxonomy places the organism in Eukaryota, Metazoa, Chordata, Actinopteri, Labriformes, Labridae.
CGACAAGCCGAGAGGAGAACAUACAGGUGUGCUGCAGAAAAGAAAGAAACCGUAGGAAAAGGAAAGAAACAGGGGGGAAAGGGAAAGAAACGGUGGGGUUGAGAGGCAGUAAGACAUCAGGCACCCUGGGAGGGAGACACAUGAGCAGGGAUGGAGGAAGAGAGGGAGGAACAAGGAGAGAUCACCCAAAGUGGGACGACUCCUAUCCAGGCUGAAACAACAACUCUGAUCUGCAGAGAAGAGAGCAGUGAGACCCAAAACCUCAAAGCACCAGAGGAAGAAGACAUCCAGGCGGACAGUGGAGCCUGUAGCAGAGAGGUUGAAGAGGGUCAAUGUAACACAGCCGCAGAGAUCUUACCCCAGGAGCCUCAGACAAACACAAGCACACAGGAUGAUAAUGACUGCCUCCCAUUGUGCCCCCUGCCAUCAGAGGACGAGCUGACCCCCACUUCAGUGUCAUCCCAUACCUCCAACACACAGAAUCGACCGUCUGAGCCUUGCUGGUAUUGCCUGAGGUCUCUUGACUCUGAGUAUCAUCCUGAAACUCCAAAACAGGAAGACACAGAUGCUAUGUCAACACUGCCCUCUAGUGGCCAGAAAGUGAACUACCAAACAGAUCCUAGACCUCACUUUGGUGUAGCUUGGUCCUCCCACUCCACGUGUCGCCCUCUGUGGGGCAGCGAGGGGCCGUGCUGGGGGCAGAGAAACCAGGAGAUGCCUGAUCAGACACACACCUGCCCACACUGUCAUCUGGGGUUGCCUGCUGACACACUGCGCUGGCAUGAGGCAAAGUGUCUGCUGUUUGAGGGACUGAGGAACACAAAGAAAUAACGAGCGGAGAAAAAUGUCUAUCUUAAAGAAUAAUGGUGCAAUAUCUAUUACUGCUAGAUAUCUGUCUGUUUACACAAGCCAUGUUUAUUCUCUAUUGAAUUUGAGUUAAUGUGAUGAUUCUGGUACAAUCUGAUAUUUUUAAUGAUGUGUUCAUUCAAAUAAACUGCAU